AUGUUGGACAAACUCGCCUUUGUGGCCAUGCUCUUUGCGGCCUCUUAUUGCUACGAAUACUACUACUAUGACCCGACCAUCUGUGAGAACGUGCAACCAGGAUUGUGGGUGCGAGACACUCUGGACUGCACAAUCGCCCACCAGUGCGGCUUCGACCUUGAGGUGAUCCAGUCCAUCCAGUGCAACUCUAGCCAAGUGUGGUCAAAACUGGCUUCGGCAUGUGUCUGGGAGUGGGACCCCGAUCGUGAUGACUGCAACGGCCAACCUAAAAUCUCCAUCCUGGCCGACGAAAGGUGUGUGAAGAAGUCUGGUAACAACGCCCACCCUGACGACUGCUCCAAGUUCUUGUCCUGCGCAAACGGCACAAUGAUCGCCGAGCAGCGCUGCGCAGACGGGACACUGUACUGGCCCAAGAAUGAGAGCUGCGAGUUUGCGGAAGCCGUUGCUAACGAUUGUGGCCACAGAAAAAUCCCCAUGUCGAUUCCCAUUUACGAGGACGACCCACUGUGUCAGAAGAACGGCCAAGUCCCCGACCCCAUUAGCUGCCGCCAUUUCAUCCAGUGUCUCCACGGGAAGAAGGUCCAGAGGAUCCAGUGCCCGCGGGGAACAGCUUUCUCCGACAGCACCAGGCAGUGCGAAUGGUACGAGGAAGUCCACUGCGGCAACAGGAAACUCUGA
Molecule: messenger RNA, 678 nt
Organism: Aplysia californica (California sea hare)
Lineage: Eukaryota; Metazoa; Mollusca; Gastropoda; Aplysiida; Aplysiidae
Product: peritrophin-1
Exons: 4
Coding region: 1-678 (225 amino acids)
Cellular component (GO): extracellular region
Molecular function (GO): chitin binding
Source: RefSeq, a predicted model, not a curated record